AUGCCUCUGCUGACAAUUCCACAGCCCCGUUUGCAAACGGGUUUCUUCACUAUAUCGCCUGCGAGUGGAUCGAUACCGCCGGGCGGCACACAAACGAUCAAUAUCGAUUGUUCAGCUGAAUCUCAGGGAACGUCUCAAGAGGUUAAUCUGACCUUGGUGGACGCGGACCAUGUAUUCUACCUGGAACCUGAAAAAGAAAACGAUGCUCUUCUUUUCAUCGAUCCAGAUUCCCUGCUUCCAGGAUGCUCUGCAGAAGUGGAAUACAGUUGCUUACCUUCUGCCGCUCAUGAGGCUUCAGCGAUCCAAAUGUACACCGCCAGCAUUCUGAUUCGGCCGGGUAGAGAGUAUCUGUUUAACCUAUACUACAGACCAACCGAACCAGGUGUGAAGAGUACCGGCCAGUUAAAACUGCUCGUGGUGAAUAACCCGUAUGAAGACACAUCGGUGGAAUUGAUUGGCAAUGCGCUAGCUGACGAGGUUUGUAUACAGGAUUUGCCACAGCUGGAUCCACUUCGCGCUGAAUACAUUCAUGAGGCGCUCAGACGGCGAACCCCCGAAAUAGGCAGCAUGGAAACAGUUUCAUCACUAGCAGAAAACCGAUUCAUCUUUCCCAGCAUUUUGGUUGGCACAGCAGCACGGGCCCGCUUUUGCAUGACCAACCGAGGUAAAGUUCCCGCCGAUGUCACUUUUGAAAUUCGUCCCAUCGGACAUUUGCCUCCCCGUGUCACUCGUCGCCCGGCCAGCCGCGGUAACCGCCCUGCCAGCAGCACAGGAAUGUUUAGCCUGGAAAUGGAACGGACCCAAAUAGACCCAUAUACAUCAACUUACGUGACCGUGACCUUCACUCCUCAAGCAAUGCAGAAAUAUGUGUCAAACUUCCUUGUGUAUUUGGAGAACCCCUCAUCAUCUUCCGUGCAGCCGACAUCUGUAAGAAACGUUAGUGUUGCUGGACAAAAACAGUCAACCACCGGGGUCCCUGUUUUGAAUUUUGAACUGAUCGGCCAAGGUCAUCUUCCAAGCUUAACUAUCGUCGAGCCUAGCGCGCGUGGUCGGCAAGGACAGAUUAUCUGUGCAUUCAAGCGGGUGCAUGUAGGAAGACAAGUGAAAAGACGGCUGUUGCUGAGAAAUUCGGGUGAACUAAAUUGUGGGGUAGCUCAUGAGGCUUCAGCGAUCCAAAUGUACACCGCCAGCAUUCUGAUUCGGCCGGGUAGAGAGUAUCUGUUUAACCUAUACUACAGACCAACCGAACCAGGUGUGAAGAGUACCGGCCAGUUAAAACUGCUCGUGGUGAAUAACCCGUAUGAAGACACAUCGGUGGAAUUGAUUGGCAAUGCGCUAGCUGACGAGGUUUGUAUACAGGAUUUGCCACAGCUGGAUCCACUUCGCGCUGAAUACAUUCAUGAGGCGCUCAGACGGCGAACCCCCGAAAUAGGCAGCAUGGAAACAGUUUCAUCACUAGACUGGGAUGAUAACAAGCAAGUCAUCAAAUGGAUUGACGCGGUUCCUGAUUCUCCCAAGCCCAAACAUAACAAUGCAGAGAAUAGGGGAGGCGCGAUAACCGCGAGUGCGUCCGCCAGUCGCACUAUGCCACAAGAGCAUCCAGUGUCUGAAUACGGAACAACAACCGAAGUAGCAAGACGGAAACGGAAAGUUGUAGAAACUGAACCCGAGCCGCCGUUCACCGAAAUCCCGGAGGUUCCAGAUCCCCAAUCAUUGACACUUCUGGUUUCCGCCGUAGCCGAUUUCGCACGCUUUUCGUGUAGCGCUGACUCUGUCAGUUUUCAAAACACUUUAAUGUUCCAGCGUCGCGUUCAUAGGUUUGAAUUGAGCAACGUCGGAGUGGUCGAUCUUCAUUUCUCAUGGUUAGUGGAGAUGCUAACUAGCAUGCCAUCAUCGAACGAGUCUGAAGUGCCAACCCCAUUACCUGAUAGUGAGGAAACAAAUGUAAAAAGCUGGGAUGUCUCUUUGGUACCAUUCUCAGUGCAGCCUCUCCAUGGAAUAGUGCCACCAGGAAGAAGUAUUUCUGUGGAGGUGGCCUUCAGCCCAUUAGUUGCUGGUAAAUUCGCGGCCCGAUUGCGUGGUAUGUUCGAGAACCUCAGCCCAUUGGAAGCACAUGGGGAAAACACAGGUCCAAUGGUUCAACUGGAGGGCAUAGCUGAACAGCCUUUCAUUCACUUUGACCUUUGUGAAUCCAACUACCUGUUAGGUGGUCGACGGAAUCCGGAUCGUCCAGGACCAGCAGGUCAACCACUAGGAGGCCCACUUGAUCCAGCUACCCGAGUAAUCGAACUAUGGACAAUCGGCGUUGGAACCACCGUUAGCAAGGUUCCUGUUAAAAUUUCGUUCACUGCCAAGGCUGAAAGAUCGAUCAACAUAAAAUUAUUGUGUAAAGUUAAAUACUGCGAACGACCGUUGGCGUUGAACGUCAAAGCAGAAGGCUACUCCAUGUCGAUAUCCGUUUUUGUUGAGUCUGCUAAUGAACAGAAGUCAACGGUUGAAUUACAGCCAUUAUGGACUCCCUGUUUAGGUCUUGAUAUUGACCAAAUUGUGCUGGAAGUGAAUAAUACCAUACAAUCAAACUUUGGCAAAUAUCAUCGCAAAUUUGGAUGCCUGGAUUUCGGUGAACUGGACCCAGGGGAGGUGGUAACGCGGAGAGUGACUGUGCUCAACUGCGGCAAGUUUGGUUGUGACUACGCAUGGAUGUGUUCAGUAAAUCAGGGAAACGUGAUGAAUAAUGCUCAGCUAGAGCUGGCACACAGCUUCUUGUCAGCCGAGCCGGAACAGUCACGAGGUCCUGUUGUGAAAGUUGCUCCUGUGUCUGGAAAUCUGCAGCCAGGGGAGAAUGUCGUUUGUACAUUUACAUUUUCACCCCCAAAACAGCUAUCAAAAUGUCUAACUCAAAAAAUGACUCUCGAUGGUUUAAUUAGUGCCUGCUUGGCUAUUCGGGAGGGACCGGCCUAUGGAUUACAGCUAACUGGUCAUACAUCGGGCAGAUUGUUGGAAUUCUCCACUUCAGUUAUUGAUUUCGGUUCACAACUGGUUUCCAGGCCUGGACUCGAACCGGCCGUACGUUGUCUAACCCUGUCUAACAUCCAUCCGAGUCGCUCCAUAAGUGUAGAAUGCCUAACUCCGAAUUCGGAUGUAUUUCAGCACAGCAUGAGACCCACGGUUCUGCAGCCGAAGGCUAGUGAAUCUCAGGAUGGAAAGACGAAUUCCACCAAUGUUUGCUUCACAUUCACUCCAAAAGCGUGCAAGCAAUAUGAGGAGAGGUUUACCUUCGAAGUGAACGGAUCGACCUUAUAUACGAUCAGAAUACUUGGGACAGGCAUCAAGUUACGAAUUCAACCAGUGAUUGGGCCACUCUUGAUCUUGACCACUAAACCUAACGGACAGCAACGAAGCAUUAAAUAUACAGAGACAAAACCAGACGAAAUGUCAACCGUUGUAGACCUGGGUUCCUUGAGAAAAAAUCAGCAGGCGCGCAGCUGGGACUUGCACCCAUUUCCCCGCCCCUCUNUUCAAGUAAGACUGUGCAACCCUGUUUCGGAAGACUAUCAGCUGGGACUUGCACCCAUUUCCACCGCCCCUCUUCCGAUUGUUUUGGAACCAAAAGUUGGAACAACAAUGGUUGAAGUGACCUUUGAUUCUACUGUCCGAAUACCCCGGUUCACAGCAGAGGUACUUUGCGAACUGGGUAGUGUAGACAGUGGAAAACCACCUUGUCUACCGGCGACUCAAACAACUCUACACCAUCUACCUGUGUUUCGAGUCCAGGGCUACUGCGAAGUGCACGACAUUCGAUUCGAUAUACAGUCGGUCAGUUUCGGACCAGUCGUGUGCGGUGGUCAACUUUCAAAACGGUUGGUUCUCAUCAACUCAGGAGAUUUGGGAGCAAAAUUCCGAUGGGUGGAUAAAACCAUUGGGACCGGGUUGAACAUUGCCCCAAUGGAAGGCUUCAUCGCUCCGAAUACUGAAGUCCCAUUCUCGCUGACCUUGAGACCCACCAAACUCGCUCCAGAAAUACGUUUUGAGGAUGUCACAUGCGAUAUCGAUGGCGUCGGUCCCGUGAAACUAACCGUCACUGGCGCGUGUAUCCCACCUAAGCUAAUCAAGGGUCCGAUACAGUUCGCCACAGCAGUUCGUCAGCAAGAUACGCAGACCGUGAAAAUCGUAAAUCCUACCAAUUACAUGUGGAAACUUCGACCUGUACUGGACGGUCCCUGCUGGUCCGGUGAGCAUGUACUCGAUAUUAAGCCCCAGGAGACAGGUGUGUACAAACUGGUCUACAAGCCAAUGACUAUGACAAGAGAAGAACAAAAACACAAGGUAACAUUCACCAACGAGUCUAGCGGCGAGUAUCAGUUUUGUGAACUAACGUUCAAAACCGUAAAGUCAAAAGUUUUGGAAGUUAUUCGAAUGCGCACUCGGAUUCGAAAGGCCGCCAAAUGUACUAUCCAGCUUCACAACCCACUCAAUGUUCCAGUGACUUUCAACCUUAUCACCAAUGUCCCAGAAGUGCAAUAUCCUAGUCAGUUGCAAGUACCUGCCAAAUGCUCGGUUGAUGCAACACUUGAAUACUUACCACUAUUUGUUGGAACUCAGCAGGGUCGGUUGGAAGUCUCGUGUAAUGAACUGAGUACUGUUGCCUAUACACUCGACUUAGAAGCAUCACCAACCCCAAAGGAACCCGUCGUGCAGUUUGAUGCUCCGCUUGGGCAACGGCAUACACGAACCGUGAGAUUUAUGAAUUACGCCAAGGUCAAAACGGAAUUCACAGUCAGUCUCGAUAACAAGGUGUUUCAUUGUGACAACUCGGUGACCGGAGCAGCAGGUGUGGAAGUUACAGCUGAUGUCACCUUUGAACCGACAACAAUCGGGAAUAGUUCAGGAACAUUGAAGUUGUCUAGUCCACAUGCAGGCGAGUACAUUUUCCCAUUGUGUGGAAUUGCGAAAGCGCCACAACCUCAAGGACCGUUGUCGCUCAGGAGGAAAGAAACUGUUCAUGUAAACUUUCGCAAUGUGUUUGAUGCAUCUAUGCUGUUCUCGUUUCAGGUUGACAACAUCGCGUUUCGUCUGACCAAAGAAAGUGAAGUGUUGCGGCCAAAAGAAGACUAUCAAAUACCCGUUUGUCUCAAUAGCGACGCAACGAUUAGUGCACCUGUCACUGGAAAACUUGUUAUCACUUGUAUUGGCACAGAACCAGUAGAAUCGGACCCUGGCCGAACGGAACCUGGUCAAGAAAACGAAUCUGCCGUUUCGACACGGAUUUCAAAACCAGAGCCGGGAGAAGGAAUACAAUGGAUUUAUUAUCUCCGUGGUUUGCCGCAAUGAAGUGGUUGUGAUUCUUAGUUCCCCAACUAUGCGCUUUUCCUACAUUUAUAGGCGAAUCAGCGAAAAACAUCAGGUGUCCAUUGAGUAUAUUUGUAAUAAGUGAAUAAAAAGCAUGUAAUUAAUGGGUCGUGACCGGUGUCAUACUUGGGUGCAAGUCUGUUGUCUAUCUGUAUGGGUAUUCUGGGUGUCCCUUCAAC
Opisthorchis viverrini is the source of this 5528-nucleotide messenger RNA. RefSeq lists its product as hypothetical. NCBI's taxonomy places the organism in Eukaryota, Metazoa, Platyhelminthes, Trematoda, Opisthorchiida, Opisthorchiidae. The transcript is spliced from 18 exons. The coding region runs from base 1 to 5331 and encodes 1776 amino acids. Gene Ontology annotation, biological process: axonemal central apparatus assembly; cilium movement. The record is from RefSeq and is a predicted model, not a curated record. Gene Ontology annotation, cellular component: axoneme.